UAUGGGAGCAGCUCGAUCGGAGGCCUGCCAGUAUCAAUUCAGCCGGUGCCAGCAACAGUUCACAGCGAUCCGAUUCCGUUUCUCCAGUAAAUCCACACAAAUGGCAACUGCAACCAGCGGCAGUGGACUCCAUCUGGAGGCCAUCGAUCGCCUCGGCUCCAUUCCCCUGGUGGAAUCCAGCGUGAAGCGAGUUGAGAACAUCUACGACAAGGUCAAGAACAACAAUAGGCUCUUCUCCUGGUACUUUGAGACCGCCGAGGCUACCAUCUCCGCGGCCUACGACACCGUCCAGCCGGCCGUCAAGCUUUUCGAGCCCUCCAUUCGACGCCUGGAUAACGUGAUGUGCAAAAGCCUGGACAUCCUGGAGCAGCGCAUCCCACUGGUCUACCUGCCGCCCGAAAUGAUGUACUGGAACACCAAGGAGUACAUGUCGGAUCAUCUGGUGCGUCCGGUCCUGAAGCGCGCCGACUCCGUCAAGCAGAUUGGGAACGCGGUGCUGGAGAGCCCACUGACCACCUAUGCCGCCGAGCGCAUUGAUGGCGCCUUUACAGCCGGCGACAAGUUUGUAGACAAGUAUCUGGUGCCCAUCAGCACGGAUCAGGAUCAAACAGAUGUUCAAAAAUUGCUUUUGACCCUGGAUGGUCAUACUUCGUCAAUUCGACUGCACUUGACUCGAAUGUUUGGCCAAAAAACCCCGCAGGAGGAUGAUAACGAGGCGGUACCGGACGAACGGGGCGCCCUCAAGGCGAUCCAUCACGGUCAACGCUUCUCCCGCAAGUUGAAGCGCCGCCUCACCCAAAGAACCAUUGCAGAGGCGCGGGCCCUGAAGAAACAGAGCAAAGAGGCCAUCCAUGUGCUCAUCUAUGCGGCAGAGCUGAUUGCCACCGAUCCCAAGCAGGCCGUUCAGAAGGCCAAAGAACUGUGGAUUUAUCUCAGUGCGGAUGAGCCUGAGAAUCAGGCAAGGCCCGCCACUUUGGAGCAGUUGAUAGUGCUCCUGACCCGCGAAUCGGUCAGACGAGUGGUGCAUCUGGUGAAUUUUAGCGCUCAUGUGGCAGCCAAUAUACCCAGAAACCUGGCGCACACGACCACAGAGGUGGCCCACCAAAUCAUAUACAUCAACAACCGCAUAAUCACAAUAUCCCGGCUGGACAAGGUGAAGACUCUGUCCAAGGAGGAAGCUGAAUCUCUAUUCAAGCGCAUGCUGGCGUUCUACGGCAGUCUACAGGGUCUGACUAACACCUACCUGGAACGUGUGGCAAGCUUCUUAUCCGGACGCAUGGAAGCCGAGAAGGUGACGGGCAGCGACAGCGCCAAUUCCAAUCACAGUUCCUCGCGGAGACGGCAGGAGCAGAAUCAUUACUCAGCCACCCACAAUAACAUCAACGGCGUCUACUAGCAUUGAAUUUUUUAUUGCUAUCGUAUUCUUAUUUCUUAUGAUAGAGUUCUGUUUCUCCGUACAUAUACGCACAAUUCACUAAACGAUAUAUUUUUUUUACAAAAUGCAUUUGCCAGUAAUAUAAGCCCAAUAUCAAAUCAGA
Molecule: messenger RNA, 1538 nt
Organism: Drosophila rhopaloa
Lineage: Eukaryota; Metazoa; Arthropoda; Insecta; Diptera; Drosophilidae
Gene: Lsd-1
Product: lipid storage droplets surface-binding protein 1
Exons: 8
Coding region: 2-1396 (464 amino acids)
Biological process (GO): lipid storage; positive regulation of triglyceride storage
Cellular component (GO): cytosol; lipid droplet
Source: RefSeq, a predicted model, not a curated record